Malus domestica (apple) is the source of this 1423-nucleotide messenger RNA. Its product is annotated as F-box/LRR-repeat protein At3g48880-like. Lineage: Eukaryota; Viridiplantae; Streptophyta; Magnoliopsida; Rosales; Rosaceae. The record is from RefSeq and is a predicted model, not a curated record. Gene Ontology annotation, molecular function: protein binding.
CGUUUCUCUCUCUCUCCCUCUCUCUCUCUCUAUCUCUCUCUGCAUGUAUCAUCAUAUCAUCUGCUGGCUGUUUUUUUGUUUGUGCUUGAGCUGUGAAGUGAAUGGAUUGAGAUAUGGAUAGAUCUGGUUGGUGCAAUUAAGCAUCAAAAUUCUGGUCAAAAUUGGAUUUUUAAGCAGCCAUGAAUCCAAAUUGUUCGAAUUUGUAAUUGGAUUUGGAAACUUCGAGAUCUAGUAGUGUAAAGAAGAAAUUGUGACGGAGUAAGGCUGUUUGGAGGUGGUUGGGAAGCUGGUGAAAUGGAAGACGGUGGCCUCCCUGUGAGUAAAUGGAAGGACCUGAACACUGACAUACUACUAAUGAGGAUUUUACAGUCUUUCGACAUCUUUGAGUUAACGUCGGGCAUUGCUCACGUUUGUAGUGCGUGGCGCUUGGUUUGCCGUGAUCCUCUGCUGUGGAAAAAGCUUGAUUUGUCGAUGAUGAAAUCGGAUUUCAUCAAAUCACAAGUGGAGCCUUAUGUCUAUGUGACAGACUCGUCCGAUAAGACACUGACUCGUAUUUUGAAGACUUCAUUGAGUCUCAGCCGGGGAAACAUAAUGACAUUGGUUUUCCAUUACAACUUAUUUGUGAGCGAUGAUCAGUUGACGUAUACUGCUGAAAGGUGCCCACAGCUGAAGCGACUGGUUAUGCCGGCUUGGAACAGAAUAAAAAAGACUGGAAUCUGCAAGGCCAUUCGCUGCUGGAAAGAGCUUGAAUCGCUAACAAUGCCUAGCAUAGCGAAUCCCCCGUACCUCUUGGAAGAGAUUAAAAGGAACUGCAAAAAUUUCAGUGAACUGAAGAUCAUGGGUCCUUGUGAUAUGUUCUUUGCUUCAACACUAGUUGAACAUCUUCCACAACUGAAGGUGCUAAGCCUCCGGUGCACGACGCUCUUAAAGGAUGUUUUGAUCUUCAUCUUGGAUCACCUAGAACACCUGGAAGUUCUCAACAUCUCACAUUGCCGUCUAAUCGAAAUUCCUCCGCCUCCUGCAACUAGGAGACUUGUCAGAAAUCUCGAUCCGCUUAUUCUCGAGAAGGCCUCUCGGUUGCAAAGAUUUUUAACAUGCAUGCAGGACUCUUGCGUGAUGUGCCAAAGGACCAAAAACGACGAGGGAAUCAUGAGGUGGUAUAAUUACGAAGGGCUAUGGAAAGAAGAUGAGGUGAGCUCCCUAGCUUGUUGAUUACAGCAAGAGAAUGUGACUGUAACUUUUCGUGUGGGUUAGAAACUAUAGCUUGCUUUUGUAAUCUUUGAUGACUGUAUUGCCUUGUGAACGAAUAAAACUCCGUCUCCUCUCUACAUGAUGAAGAGGUUUUCUUUUCGUUCUAAUUAAUGUGUUAAUACUGUACAUAAUGUGAUUACUGUAAUUAAUUAAACCGAGGACUCUUGCGAGA